AUGAAAUGGAAUUUUUUAGGGGAAUUCAUAAGUUUGAUCAUUUAAACCAAUCUAUCACCAUCAUUAAAUAAUUCCUAUUUCACAACUUUUUAGAUAACAGUCUACUAUUUGUAGUUAACAUAUUUCUUAAUAAGCGAAAAUCAUGAAUACAUUUAUCGUUUAAUUAAUGCAUUGUCGAAAAUUAGUUUGAUAACUCCAAUAUUUAUAGAGGCAUAUGAAAUCAACAUAUUGAUUGGAGUGAUUAUCAUUUUAAUAAAUUUCAUUCCAUACCUUAUUGUGAUUUAUCGAAGAAUUAAGAAUGUGAAUAAGAAGGUAGGUAAUAUAUCUAAGAGCAUACUACAAGUAUGAAUAUAAUAAUAUUCUUAGAUCUCAACUAUGAUAAUUAACUUUUAUUUUUUAUAUUUCACUUGGUUUCUGUAUUUGCCUCAAUUAUAUUAUAUUGGAUGGAAUUUGGGCCAAUCAGAUACCAGACUUGUGAUUUUAGCUAUAAUAGUUCUAAUAAUAACAAUAUUGAGUCUGACUAUUUCGAAUGUCUAUUUUGUUAAUUUCGAAUUCAAUGAACAACAUUUAAGGAAACACUUUUCAUACAACAAUAUCAUAGCUUAAACAUUAGUAAUUCCAAUGGCCAUAUUAUAUUUAAAAAACGAUGAAAUAAUGUAGAUAGUGAGUAGGGCUUUGCAUGGAUUAAUAUUACUAAUGUAGAUUUACGAAGCAUAUUUUUAAUUGCCUUUUGGGUAAAUUAUCAAUCUUAUCAAUUUUAGAUUUUCUUAAUAAGGCUACAUAUUAAAUCGAGCUCUAAUGACUCAUUCUGUAGUGUUUCUAUUCUCUUCAAUCAAGGCUUAGAGCACGGCUAGUCCUUACAGCUUGGCAACUAUCAUGCUAAUUAUGCAGCCAGUUGUAUAAUAUUUGUUUUAAAUUCUUUUUGAUAGCAAAAGGGCUAAUGCUUACCUUUCAAUAAAUAAGACAAAUAAUCAAUAUUAUGAGUUGUUAUACAUUGAAGAUUUCUUUGAGUUGAGUUAAUUGGCUUAGAAAAAUAAAACUAAGGAAAUUGAAUUGAUUUAAAAAUUCAGUCUUCAUAUGAAUCGAUGUAAUUCAACUAAAUGUUAAUGCAAGAAAAUAGGGUCAUCUAAAAUAUUAUUAUUUGAUUAAACUGUGCUUUUAAUAUCUUGUUUAUUCAAAGGCAGUUUCGAGAAACACAAAUAAAAUUCUCAAGAUUUAAGAGUUUUUGAAAUAUUCAGUCUUAAAUUCUUAACGUUUAUUAAUAAAUACAAGCAUAAUGCCCCAAAAACUUAUUAAGAAUUAAAAAUAUUUUUUUAAAAAAAGCGAGAUUAUUCAUUUUAUUUCAUAUAGAUGUGUUUGUUAUUGCAGUUCAUACUCUAAGCUUAAAUGCAGAAAGAUGAAGAUUACAAUAUAAAUAAAGAGACCAGAGUUUCCAAUGUGAAGUUAUAGGUGAGCAAGAGCGAAAGAAGUAUAGUCCAAAAUUUGUAUUAAAUGGAACAGGUCAAACAAAAUAUGAUACCACUAUUAACAGAGAUAAGUCAAUUCAAAUCUUAAUUUUGGAAGUCAUUUAAAGAGGGCAAAUUUUCAGACUAUCUUUAAAUUGAAGAGCAAAUUAAAAAACUAUAGAAACUACGAGACGAUGUUAUGUAUCAAUUCAACAUUUAUUAUCAAAUAUUUUAUCAUAACGGUAGAACCUUUAAUGUUCAAUUUUUAAAGGUUAAUGCUUUAAUAAAUCUAUUAUUGUUCAAUAAUGUGAGAAAGUAUUUCGAAAUGGAGAAAGGUAAAGUAUAAAAAUAUCAUUAGAGAGGAGAGAAAUUUUGUAAUUCGAGAAAAGCAUGAACUCCUUUGAAAUUACUAACAUAAACUUUUUUAAAGGAGAAGCAAUAUCAGUUAAAGUAUGCAUAGCUUUUGGUCCGAAUAUUGGUAAAGUUUUAAAUAAGGUAAUAUCUCCGUUAAUUCCAAAAUUUUUUGGAUUUGGAAAAUUCCCUCAUCCAAUAAAUUCGUUCAUAGAUUUUACAAAGGGAAAUAUAAAUACUUUGAUGCCAGCUUGGCUUGAGCCAAUUCAUGAUGAAAUAAUGUAAAAUUAUAUUCGAAGAGGUGUUACAGCAAGAAUUGGCAAGUAUUUUUAAACUUUUGCAAAAUUGUAUGACAAAACAUUGAUAAGAUGUUAAGUCUAUUUGGCACAUAAUUUUAGUUAAGAAUUAGAAGAUGAUUUUACAAUGAUCGGAUGUUUAAAAUCAUUGGAAGAAGAGCAACCGAAGUUUGUUGGAGAAGAAGGCAAGAAACUGAAAAAUAUUGCAUUCAAAGGAGCCCAACACAUUCUAUUUGAUGUGAAUGGAAAUAUAAUGGGUAUAACGAAAGGCUUAUAUAAAAUGAUUGAAAGAUUGUAGAGAUUGGUUACUAAUAAUAAAGGAGGAACCUAUCAUGAUGACGAGCUUGUGCAUUAAAGUGGAUAGAAAUCAGGAUCAGAGAAAUCAUCAUUCGAAUCUGAAAGGUACUUUUAUUAAAUUUAAUCAGUUACGAUGUGUUUGAUUAGAAAUGGUCGAACACUCCAUUGCAGAUCGAUGAGUUUUAUAAUAAAGUGUUGAUUUGGAUGAUUUUACCAUUUAUUUCCAGGGAAAUAGAAUCAACAGGAAUAGAGUUCUUAAUGAAUGGAUAAAUUCCUCCCAAAAAUAGAUAUGUCAAUCUAAUUGAUUUAGAGAAUGGAAAUCAAGUUGUUUAAAAUAAAGAGACCUAUUUAUUUGUUCCUGAAGAUUUAAAUUUGUUUGUUGAAUAGUAUGACAAAGUGAUUACAAAGAUAGUAGAUGACGUGAGAGUGCAAUCUAACAAUUUUUCUUCUGGAAGUGCAUAUAGAGGAGGGUUAAGAAGUGAUUAUUAAGACAGUGAUCAUUAAAGUAUGGUUUAAGUGGUCACUAUUUUUGAUGAGAAACUGUGUGUGUUCUUUUAUGAUGAACAUUUGAAGAGACAUCAAGCAUUAUUAUUUGGAUAGACCAGAUAAUCAGAAAUACAGAGGAGUCAAGGGAGACCAUCAUCAAAAUCAUCUUUACCUGAGAAAUAAACUAUUAGCAGCGAGGAAGAUAGUGAAUAACUAAAAACCAGGGCUGAAAAAAUAUAUUAAGAUAGAUACUCAAAAUACAUUGAGAAAUUUACACCUUAGGAUUUCAACCCUAUUCCAGUAGUUUACUCUGUAUUUUAUGAAGAAUAUCGAUAUAAGAAAAAUGACACCGAUCAUAAACAAUAGAUGUUUGUAAUAGAGUUAAUUGUUAAUGAUUAAUAACUGUUGAAUACAGAAAAAGGGUACAAAAGAUAAUUAAGAGAGACUAUUAAAUAAACAUAUCAACAUUAUCAAUCGAAAAAGAUACUAUUAGAAUAGAGAACAGAGGGAGAUGAUUCCAUGAGUGUAUAAGGUAAUAUCAGUGAAUAAAGGAGUAUACACGAAGGAGAUAUUAUCAAUUACAAUUUCCCAUCUCAUCCUUCCCAUUAUUAUGAAGACAUCUAUUUUGUAGAAAAUCAAUAAAUUCUUCAAACUGAUUAAAUCUAUAGUCCAAGAUAGGAUGGUAAGUCAGAAGGUCUGUUAUUAAGUGAUCGAUCCAGAUGGGGUAAGCCUCUAAUAGAAAAAGAUAAAAAGUCUUAAGGAGGCCAAAAGAAGAGGAGCUAAGUUUCUGUUAAUUCAUAACAUAGCAGAGAAGAAAUUUAAUUUAAAGGCUCCUAUUCGAAUUUGAAGUUUCCCGAAAAAGAGAUUGCUAAAAAAGCUCUGACUAGAAUAAAUCAAAAAAGGAAACAGCAAGAUUUCUUUAAUGAUAAUGAAUCUAAAAUACCUUUGGAAAGCAAAGGUUCCUAGUAAUAAAACUUUGAAGAAUUUUAAGUUAAAUAUUCUGAAGGUUUAAAACUAUUUGAUUCCCAAUAUAAAAUUGUGCAAUAGAAAACUUCUGAGAUGAGGAAUCCAAACUCAUUUAAAAUUCAAAAAUAUUUAUUGAUAACAACAUUUGUUUUAAUAUUAAGUUAUAUCAUCCUUAUUUCUGUUGCAGUAUAAAUGCAAUAUGAUCUAAGUGGGUGCUAUAAUUUGAUUGAAUUAAUGAUAGCUACCUAAAAAUCCUAUUCUCAAAUUACUCAUAGUUUGUAUCGUUUGGAGCUAUCAGAUUUACUUCAAUUCGACAAUAUGGACAUCUUGAAGUAAUUUUACGAAAAGUAAAUCUUUUCUGAAUUGCAAGAGCUUAUUGAUAUUUAGAGCAAUUAAAUUAUUGAAAUCAAUAAUGUGGAAGUAGGCUUGGAUUAUUUCUAUGAUAUAGAAGACAAAGUGCAAGUUAAACCCACACUUUAAUAAACUAUUUAAUUUGCUCUUGGCCAAUUCUAUAAGUUAAAAUAGAAUGAAACCAGUGAUAUUUACAAAUACAAUUCCUCUUUAACAUUUGCAUCCGUAGCCAAUCUUUAGGGUAUUGGGGAAUUACCAUAAAAGGCAUAUGACUACUGUUUUGAUGACAAAGUCUCCAAUGAAAAUACGUAUCAAACUCUUUUAAUCAUUUAUAUGGUGGUCAUCUUCUUUUUGGUUAUGAUUCUAUAAUUUUCCCAUAUUCCAUUAAUUGGAAAAUUAAGAAAGAGUCAUAGAACAUUUUACAAGGAAAUUAUUAAAUUAUAAUAAAACGAAGUAAAUGACGAAAUUGAAAUAUAUGAAACUGUUGAAAAUAUAUUAAAAAAAUCAAUUUAUGAAUGGAUGUUGAUUGAUUUUGUUUAAGAAUCCUAACUGUUUGAGACUGUAAGAGAACAUAGAACAAGUGCCCUAACUCCAGGCAGAGAUAUGCAUACCGACAUAAGUUCAGGGGCAGUCUCUUCAUCUAAUAAAAAGAAUAAGUAUAAAUUGAUGGAAAAAUUGAAGAAAUCUUAAAUGAGAUAGAUUAAAUACUUUGUUAUAUUAAUGGUUGGAUUAUUUGUUAUCUUAGCGUAUUUUCUGAUAAUAUUCUUGGUAAUUUUUAUCUUAUCAAAAGAUCUAUUGUCUAAUUUAGAAAUUCUAUUUAAGUUUAAAUUAGUUUAAUCAUCUGUAAUUAAUUUAAUAAAUAAUAUGGAUUUAGUAGCAUUUUCAAGUGUAAAUGAUUCACUAUUCGAAAACAUCAUGUCAGUGCAAACAUAUUAAGAUUACGCGUCAGUGCUAAGUGGCGAUACAACUGAUUUUUUUGAACAAUACUCAAAUGAGUUUAUUUCUGCACUUACUGAUGAUAAAUUGAAAUAGAAUCUCGAUACUAUGAAUUAAAACAAUGUUUGUGAGACUGGAAUUGGAAUUGAUUGUGUGUCAACUGAUGCUGUGACCUUGAAUCCAUGGCUUCUGCCAUAUUAUUAAUAAGGAUUGAAAUCUUUGUUGACUUAAGUCGAUAAGAUUAUUUCUCAAUAUCCAUAGUUUUUUUAUGAUGAGAAUGUGAAAAAUACUUAGGACAUUCUUUUCGAAUUUUAUUAAAGUCAAGAGCAUGUAAUAUACAUAGAUUAUGGAAGUGAAUUACUAAUAAAGGCUCACAAGCAAAUUAUCGACACAGCCUAUAAUGAAUUUGAUUAAUCUUUGAAUUUUUACAAGCAAACCUUGUUAAUCUUCACCUUGAGUGUAGGAGUGGCUGGUUUUUGUAUUAUAGGUUUUUUGGGGAAUCUCAUAUUAAAGAUGUAAAAAGAUUCAAUAGAAACAUGUUAGGCAGCCUUACUAUUGUUAUCACCUAAGCGAUACCUAAAUAAAUCGAUGGGUUUAUUAACAUAAAAAAAAUUAUGAUUUUUUGUGUAUAAUUAAUAUGAAUUAAGCUAUAAAAAAUUAAGCUAAUCCAUUAUAAUCUAAUUAUGAGCAGUCUCGAGUUGGAGUGGCUUUUGGAGAUGAAUUUGAAAAAGGUCCAGUCUCUUUUAGGUAGUGAUUUGAGUAUCUAAUUGAGAGCUGAAGCCCACUUUAAUGAAAAAAAGGCAAUAGACUAAUAUGAUACACUCAAGAACAUAGUUGGAGAUCAUAUUGAUAUUGACUGGGCUCUGGUGUGUUUCCUCAAAUAUCAACCUGGUAAAAAGGAUGCUCUGAUAUAAUCAAUUACAAAAAUUAAAGACAGACGUAGAAAAUAAUAAUCAAUCAUUAGCUCGUUUUGAAGCCUUCGAAUGUAAGAUCCACUCAGAUGAAACCUAUGUUUAUUUCUCUAUUAAACUCAGAGAGGAUGAAGAAAGCAAAAUAAAAGGAACCCUUGAGAUAAUAUUAGAAAAUGGUAUUUCAUAUUGGUAACUUAAGGAUUAAGAGAAAUGGUUAAGAGCUAAGAUAAUUACAUUAACUUUGAAUUUGAUGCAAACUAUGAUUUUGAAUAAUUAGUUGAAGCUGUAAAUAAAGGGGAAAGGGUUGGAGCUGCUUGUUUGAAAUAAAUUAGGUAAGAUACCUUUAUAAAUAAAGAGCUGAAUUGAACUUAUUUUUGACAAAAAACUUCUAUCAAGGAAUUGAAAAACUGGUUGAGGGAAUUGAUAAAGAUUCAUUAGAAUCUCCUCCUUUGGCGUUCUUAAAACAUUUUAAGGAUUUAGACAUGGAUUUGAGAUUCAGAUCUACUGAUGAACUACCUCAAGUUAUUAAGAAUUAGAUGAUCUUUGGAGAAGAAUUUUAAACAUUGGCAUAGGAAGAAUUAUAAUUGCCAAUAAAUCGUACAAAAUAAGUCAAUGCUAUAAUGGAUGUAAUCAAUCAUUAGUUAUUUAGGCAGCUGCAGAUAAUGGAUUCAUUUAUUUGACUAUCUCAGAUUUAUUAGCUGUUAAAAUUGAUUCUCAUACUCCUAAAUUGUCAACAUUUUUAACAAAAUAUGGAAAGUACUUGGCUAAAUUGGUAGGAUUAGGAGAAUUUGUACCAGAAGCAUGAC
Molecule: messenger RNA, 6845 nt
Organism: Paramecium octaurelia
Lineage: Eukaryota; Ciliophora; Oligohymenophorea; Peniculida; Parameciidae
Source: the annotation of a GenBank genome assembly